Messenger RNA from Quercus robur (English oak), 702 nucleotides. Its product is annotated as protein BIC1-like. Lineage: Eukaryota; Viridiplantae; Streptophyta; Magnoliopsida; Fagales; Fagaceae. The record is from RefSeq and is a predicted model, not a curated record. Gene Ontology annotation, biological process: blue light signaling pathway. Bases 88 to 525 code for a protein of 145 amino acids. The transcript has a single exon.
CCCUCAAACAAGCUUGGUCUUUAUAUACAAAACAUAUCUCCUAUAUUAGCCUAGCUAAGCUGCCUUGGUAUCCAUAUUCUCUCAUUCAUGGAAGAACAACAAUCCAAGAGCAUGGCUCAACGAUUUUCUAGGAAACCCAGUUGCCGGAUUCCAUCAUUUUCCUCUGAACCAAACAAGACCACUGCUAUGGGGCCUGAAAAUUCAGUCAAGACUAUUCACUAUAUUGCUUUGCAUGGUUCUUCUUUGGCUCCUGUGGAGCAUAAUCUAGAUUCCAUUGCUGAACCUGAGGCAAUAUUGCAAAGAGAAUCAGGACGAGAGAGACUGAAGAGGCAUCGAGAAGAGGUGGCUGGAAGGGUUUUGAUACCCGAUACAUGGGGUCAAGAGGGUUUGCUCAAGGACUGGAUCGAUUAUUCUUCUUUCGACAACUUGUUAGCCCCCAGUGGACUCAUGUCAGCUCGUGAAUCACUCAUUUCACAAGGAGGUCGAGGAAGUUCUCAACGAAUGAGGAUCGAGGGUAGGUGUUGAACUCUAUCUUUCAGAUCGGAUUCAUGUUAGAACUUAGAUCUAAGAAAUAAAAUAUUAACCCGAAAAUAGAGACUCUCCCAAGAGGAUCUAGUUGUUGUAAUAACAAUAUCUGUGAUACUGUGAACAUAAAUUAAUUUCUUUCUUUUUUUGAUGAAUUAUAUUAAAUAAAUUCUACUA